Neomonachus schauinslandi (Hawaiian monk seal) is the source of this 2657-nucleotide messenger RNA. It is a transcript of the gene ZNF329, whose product is annotated as zinc finger protein 329. Bases 105 to 1670 code for a protein of 521 amino acids. Gene Ontology annotation, molecular function: RNA polymerase II cis-regulatory region sequence-specific DNA binding; DNA-binding transcription activator activity, RNA polymerase II-specific. Lineage: Eukaryota; Metazoa; Chordata; Mammalia; Carnivora; Phocidae. The record is from RefSeq and is a predicted model, not a curated record. Gene Ontology annotation, biological process: regulation of transcription by RNA polymerase II. The transcript is spliced from 2 exons. Gene Ontology annotation, cellular component: nucleus.
CAAACAUGGCCGCCGCCUCGAGCUGUGCCGUUUGCCUGCCAGAGCCUGAGACAUGAGAUUGAAAAUGAGAGAAUAUUUCUGAAGAACCAUCCUGUGACGUGGAAAUGGAAGGAUUUAUGAGAGAGGGCUCCCAUCUUUCCAUUCUAGGUGAUAAUUGGGACUGUAAGAACCGGGAGGGACAUUUGAGACAAUCAGGUUUAACUCAGGAGAAACCAGGGGCUCAGGAAGCAAUUUGUGAAUAUUCUGGACUUGAAGAGCAUUUGAGUGCAAGCUCAGACCUUCUGCCAUCUAAGAGAGUACCUGCAAACGGUUUUCAUAUAUGUGACUCAGAUAUUAAAAGUUUGGAUUGUGACCCAGCUUUACACAGUUGUCAGAAAAAUUAUGGAGCUAAGAGAAGUGGUGACAGUGACUCAUGUGGAAAAGCCUUCAACCAUUCUGUGGAAGUUUUUCAACUUGGAAGAGAUCAAAUGAGAGAGAAACCCUAUAAAUACACGGAAAGUGUUAAAUCUUUCAACCAUUUUACCCCUCUUGGUGAGCAAAAAAUAGCAAAAAGAGGAAAGAAAGUGUAUGAAGGUAAGGACUUUGGGGACAUCUUCACCCUGAGUUCAUCUCUUAAUGAAAACAGGAAGGGUCACCUUGGAGAGAAACUGUAUAAAUGCACUGAAUGUGGCAAAUGCUUCAAACGGAACUCCUCUCUCGUGUUGCAUCACCGAACUCACACUGGAGAGAAACCUUAUACUUGUAACGAAUGUGGAAAAUCGUUUUCCAAGAACUACAACCUGAUUGUGCAUCAAAGAAUCCAUACAGGAGAGAGGCCCUAUAAAUGCAAUAAAUGUGGGAAAGCCUUCAGUGAUGGGUCAGCUCUCACACAACACCAGAGAAUUCACACUGGUGAGAAACCUUACGAAUGUCUAGAGUGUGGGAAAACCUUCAACCGAAAUUCAUCUCUGAUCUUGCAUCAAAGAACUCAUACAGGAGAAAAACCAUAUAGAUGUAAUGAGUGUGGGAAACCUUUUACCGACAUCUCCCAUCUCACUGUGCAUCUCAGAAUCCACACCGGGGAGAAGCCCUAUGAAUGUAGCAAAUGUGGAAAGGCUUUCCGGGAUGGCUCAUACCUUACCCAACAUGAGAGGACUCACACUGGAGAGAAGCCCUUUGAAUGUGUGGAGUGCGGGAAAUCCUUCAACCGAAAUUCUCACCUCAUUGUACAUCAAAAAAUCCACUCUGGGGAGAAACCCUACGAAUGUAAAGAGUGUGGGAAAACCUUCAUUGAGAGUGCUUACCUCAUCCGGCACCAGAGGAUUCAUACUGGUGAGAAGCCCUAUGGCUGUAACCAGUGUCAGAAACUUUUUAGGAACAUUGCUGGCCUUAUCCGGCACCAGAGGACUCAUACUGGUGAGAAGCCCUAUGAGUGUAAUCAGUGUGGCAAAGCUUUCAGGGAUAGCUCCUGUCUGACCAAGCACCAGAGAAUUCACACAAAGGAGACCCCAUACCAGUGUCCUGAAUGUGGAAAGUCGUUCAAGCAGAACUCUCACCUGGCGGUACAUCAGAGACUCCACAACAGGGAGGGCCCCAGCCAGUGUCCUCAGUGUGGAAAAACAUUCAGAAGGAGCUCGUCCCUCAUCCGACAUCAGAGAACACACUCUGGAGAGCAACCCAUAGAAACAUAAUGAAUGUGGGCCACAUUUGUCCCCUGACUUGGUCUCAAAAAGCUGUGUGAAGGAGGAAUGUCUUCAGGGGUGACUUUUCCCUAUCAGCGGAAAAGAGUUCUUUAAGCUAUCCAGUGAAUUGAUGAAUGUGAGGCAUUCCUUAGCCAUACUAUUAAAUCUAAACAAUAAGGAACUCCUGGGGAAAACAGGAUGGUAAUAAAUGUGGACAAGGCUUCAGGAAUGAUGCAGCCAAUACUAAGUGUAAUAGCGCACACACUGGAAUAAAAUCUGUGAAUGUCAAGAAGAUAAUUCCCUGGAGAUGCAUCAGAGUGCUUAAAUAGUAAAGAACCUGUGAAUGUAUUCAGUAAGUAAUUGGUAUGUGGAAUCCUUUAAUAAGGAAUGUCUGCCUUGUACAUAAGCAAACUCUUACUAGGAUCAAGUGUAAUCAGUGAGAAAAGCUUUUGGCAGCUCUUACUGUCUACUCUGUAUCAGCGAAGACAUCCUGGUGAUAGACUGCACACAGUUUUCCACCCCUUGGCAACCACAGAAUUGUAGUUAGAUUUUGCUGUUUGUAUGUCUGCCUAUGUUACAAUCCUGUCGGAUGCUGAAGAUUUGUUUCAGAAUGGGCAGCCGGAUGAGGACGUUGCUUGAGAAUGAACAGUGAAAUUGUCCCUGUUAAGACUGAAGCCGGCUCGUACUAAGAUGGAAAGGGCUGCUGUUGAGAAAUGUGAUGCGUUACUUUAGUUGUGGAAAUGAGUUCCUGUGAUUGAUAUCACCUCCCCCCAUUGUUCAUCUAGGACAUUUCUAAUUUGUUUUAUGCAGUCAUGCUGAACCAUAAUUAUGAAGGUUUUGUUACCAUGUUGAAAAUGCGUAUAAUAUGGCAGGCAACAACAACAAUAAAAGAGGCAUAAAAUAGAAGACUUGCUGUUAUUCCAGCCAUGUAGAGGUAUGUGCACGUAUGGGUGUAGAUUGGAUGUUGGUCAUGGAGAAAUAAACGUGGUUUUCUUA